Alosa sapidissima (American shad) is the source of this 1510-nucleotide messenger RNA. RefSeq names its product CCHC-type zinc finger, nucleic acid binding protein a (gene cnbpa). The transcript is spliced from 5 exons. Gene Ontology annotation, biological process: activation of innate immune response. The coding region runs from base 159 to 653 and encodes 164 amino acids. Gene Ontology annotation, molecular function: double-stranded DNA binding; zinc ion binding; RNA binding. Lineage: Eukaryota; Metazoa; Chordata; Actinopteri; Clupeiformes; Clupeidae. The record is from RefSeq and is a predicted model, not a curated record.
GGUUAAAGGAAAUCUACGUAGGCGCUCCUUCAGUAACCUUUGACUGGUUAGAUGUAACGCCACUCCAAAGAGUCAUGCGCAAAUCGCAUGUGGCGCAAAGGGAGAGAGGAGGAGUAAACAGCAGCGAGUCACGUAGCUAGUUAGCCUUCAAAAAGAGAAUGGAAAUGAGUAGCAGUGAGUGCUUUGGUUGUGGCCGUUCUGGACACUGGGUUAAAAACUGCCCCAAUGCAGGAGGCCGUGGUCGUGGCAGGGGCCGAGGAAGAGGAAAAGAUCUUUUCUGCUACCGGUGUGGAGAGCAAGGCCACAUUGCCAAGGACUGUGAACAGACUGAGGAUGCUUGUUACAACUGCCACAGGAGUGGUCAUAUUUCCAGGGACUGCAAGGAGCCGAGGAAGGAGAGGGAGCAGUGCUGCUACAAUUGUGGCAAGGCUGGCCAUGUGGCCCGGGACUGCGACCAUGCCAAUGAGCAGAAGUGCUACUCUUGUGGAGGCUUCGGUCACAUCCAGAAGCUCUGUGACAAAGUGAAGUGUUACAGGUGUGGUGAGAUUGGUCAUGUUGCCGUUCAGUGCAGCAAGGCCAGUGAGGUGAACUGCUACAACUGUGGCAAGACCGGCCACCUGGCGAAAGAGUGCCCUAUUGAAGCCACCGCAUAAACGGUUACCUCUGAUGCCCCUCCUUUUUUUCUGAUUGAUGGUUGGUUGUAUUAUUUUUCUCUGAAUCCUCUUCAUUGGCCAAAGGUUGGCAAACAGAGGCUAGUCCCAAGCCAGUGAGCUUCUCGACAUGUACAAAAGAAGCAAGGGGUGAAAAAAAAAAUCUUUCUGCAUUCAAUACAAAAAAAUGUUUGUUUAGUUUGGUAGAGGUGUUCUGUAUAAUGCUUUGUUAAAGAUCCCCCUUCAACGUCACUGGUAAACAGAGAUCAGUGUCAUGGGACAAAAAGUGCUACGUUGGUCGUCUGAGCACAAAGACGAUGAGUGCCUCAGCAAGAUGAACUGGAAGUUAAGGAAGCCAGUACUUCCAAGUUUUUUUUUUUUUUCAGUGGGGAAAUGAGUUGGCUUAUGAGUUUUUCCAAUACAUCUUAAUCUGGGCCCACCAAGCAGUAUGCAUGGAAGCGGGCAUGAAACAUAACAAUAAUAAUGAAAACACUUUUGGAAUAUUAAGAUCCUAAGUUCUUUUAUAAAGGUCAUCUUGUUUGCAAGUUAAGUAGACCUUUUGGUUGUGAAGCACUCAAGGUUGAACUUUUUAAAAAGCCAAUUUUUGAAAUGUCUGCCUUGGGUGAGAACCUCAAGAAUCACAGAAUGACUCGUGAAAUUAGCAGUUAUUUGCAAAAGGAGAAUGUUUUCACAGAAAUCAAAAAUAUUAUUUUUGUACAAUAUCACUAAGACUACUGUAAAAAUAUCAUUUGCUUGUACUCAGUUUUUAAGUCGGAAGGAAAAUGCAGUUGAAGUCCUAGAACAUAGAAAUGUAAUUUUAAACUAUCAAUAAACCUGGAGGAGGUUGGAGGGUAAACACA